GGCCUUCCGGUUCCUCUAUCGGAUCAGCUGACUCUGAUGCUGCUGUCAGGAGACCUAACGAUCUACAGUGAAUGGGAGUUAUGAGAAUUAACAAGCCAUAGAAACACUAAAAUCAACUAUAUAUUGACAGGAAGCUGAAACUCCUUUAACACGCGGUUCUCUCUAGGUGCACCAGUGUUUCAAACAUGACAGAAUUUUGGCUGAUCUCUGCCCCAGGAGAGAAGACUUGCCAGCAAACAUGGGACAAAAUGAUGACAGCUACCACACGUACCAACAACCUCUCCACCAACCACAAGUUCAGCAUCCCAGACCUUAAGGUUGGAACACUUGAUGUCUUGGUUGGACUAUCUGAUGAACUGGCCAAAUUAGAUUCCUUUGUUGAAAGUGUGGUGAAGAAGGUGGCUCAGUACAUGGCCGAUGUUCUGGAGGAUAGUCGAGACAAAGUGCAGGAGAACCUGCUGGCCAACGGAGUUGAUCUUGUCACCUACAUCACAAGAUUUCAGUGGGACAUGGCAAAAUAUCCCAUAAAACAGUCGCUUAAAAACAUCUCUGAAAUCAUCUCAAAGCAAGUAACCCAGAUUGACAAUGACUUGAAGGCCAGAGCAUCAGCAUAUAAUAACCUGAAAGGAAACCUGCAGAACUUAGAAAGGAAGAAUGCGGGGAGCCUGCUGACCAGGAGUCUGGGUGACAUUGUGAAGAAGGAAGACUUUGUACUUGAUUCAGAGUAUCUCAUCACUCUGCUGGUAGUUGUACCAAAGACAGCAUACACUGACUGGCAGAAAACAUAUGAAACACUUGCUGAGAUGGUGGUACCUCGAUCCACAAAUCUCCUGUUCGAAGACAGCGACAGCGGGCUGUUCAGUGUCACUCUAUUCAGGAAAGCCAUAGAUGAUUUUAAACACAAAGCCAGAGAGAACAAGUUCACAGUGAGAGACUUUCAGUACAAUGAGGAGGAGAUGAAGGCAGACAAGGAGGAGAUGACACGGCUCUCCACAGAUAAGAAGAAGCAGUUUGGUCCACUUGUUCGAUGGCUGAAGGUGAACUUCAGUGAAGCCUUCAUCGCGUGGAUUCACAUUAAAGCACUGAGGGUCUUUGUGGAAUCUGUGUUGAGAUAUGGACUGCCAGUGAACUUUCAGGCAAUGCUUCUGCAGCCAAACAAGAAGACCUUGAAGAAGCUGCGAGAGGUGCUGAAUGAUCUCUACAAACACCUGGACAGCAGCGCAGCAGCUAUUAUUGAUUCAGCGAUGGACAUCCCAGGCCUGAACCUGAGCCAGCAGGAGUAUUAUCCUUACGUCUACUACAAGAUCGACUGCAACCUGUUGGAUUUCAAAGUUUAAACCUUUGCCCUGUUUUUUGUCUUCACGCUGAGUGUUAAGUUACUUUCUUCCGGGUACAAACGUCCCCCUCCUCCCACGCUGUCCGCAUCCCCAUCGUCUCUCCUCCAAGCCAGCUGCUUGAAUGACCAUGCUGCAUGUUUAUUCCUUGUGGUGAAAAGGCUCAUCAGCAAGCUCCCACCACCUUCUACAACCAAGGGGCAAAAAAAAAAGACUUUUAAACAUAGUUUUUGUUUACAGUUUAUUUCUUAAAGCCUCACAAGUGAUUAGCUUUUUGAUGUGAAAUGAAUAAAGAAAUCACAAUGGAGAGUUGUACAUUUACUGUGUCAUUCCACAUGUGCUGAUAGCUACAUCUGUACUGGUGUUCAUUGAAUUGUGUUUAUGUAUGAGUGAUUUGAUCAUUGUAUCUAUGGAAACCACAUCUGUACAUGUUUCUAAGAUUGUGGGUGACCCCUGCAGAUAUGAAACAAAGGUGUUAUCUGAGCGUGUGUCGUCGUUCAUGUUGUGUAUAUUUGCUGUCAAAAAGAGAUCUAUAUCUGAGAGUUGUGUUAUCCAUUGAUUAAAUAAACAUGAUUUAAAUAAUUAA
This is a messenger RNA of Melanotaenia boesemani (Boeseman's rainbowfish), 1920 nucleotides long. RefSeq names its product V-type proton ATPase subunit C 1-A-like. The transcript is spliced from 13 exons. The record is from RefSeq and is a predicted model, not a curated record. Gene Ontology annotation, cellular component: lysosomal membrane; vacuolar proton-transporting V-type ATPase, V1 domain. Lineage: Eukaryota; Metazoa; Chordata; Actinopteri; Atheriniformes; Melanotaeniidae. Gene Ontology annotation, molecular function: proton-transporting ATPase activity, rotational mechanism. Gene Ontology annotation, biological process: proton transmembrane transport. The coding region runs from base 186 to 1337 and encodes 383 amino acids.